AUGCCUGGCUCCAGUGGCGUCAAUGUGGAGGGUUCCUGUGAGGCCCUGUGUCGAACCCUCGUGUCUCAGAACGGCCUACAGAGAGAGACCACCGACAUCUCCCAGUCUGUGCUCUACACGUCGCUGAUGGGCCUGCUUCUGGUCGCUGACGACGAGAAAGAGCCACUUGCUUUGGGAAGUGGAAGGCUUGGCCUCAGAAACAUCGGAAACACAUGUUUCCUGAACGCUGUGGUCCAGUGUUUGUCUCACACACGUGUCCUGCGAAACUAUUGUCUCCUCAAGUCUUACAAGCAUGAGAAAUACUCCAAAGAGGAGGCCAAGCUCAUGGACGCUUUUUCUCAGGUGCUUUCAGGUCUCUGGGACGUGCCUGAAGGUGACACGGUUGUAAAUCCUCGAGAGUUUUAUAGUAUUUUCAAAGAAGCAGUGCCUUACUUCAACAGUUACAGUCAACAGGACGCUCAGGAGUUCCUCAGGUUUCUGCUGGACAAGCUCCACACUGAAAUAAACCGCAGACCAAAUGUUAGGAGAAUGGUGAAGGAGCCCGAGCAAAAAUAUGGCCGAUUUAGAAUUUCGGAGGAGGCAGCAGCCGUGUGGAAGAAGCACUUGGAGAGAGAUGACAGUGUGAUCGUAGAGCUGUUCUCUGGCCAGCUGCGGAGCUCGCUUCACUGCUCGGUUUGCUCGCACUACUCCACCACGUUCGAUGUGUUCUGUGACCUGUCGCUGCCUAUCCCCAAAAGGAGCUCUGGGGGGAAGGUCACUCUGCGGGAGUGCCUGGACCUCUUCUCUCAGGAGGAAAAACUCGAUAAAGAAAACUCACCCAUGUGUGAGAGGUGUAGCAGGCGGACGGAGUGCACCAAGAGGCUGUCCAUCCACAGGUUUCCUCAGGUCAUAGUGAUCCACCUCAAUCGUUUUACAACAUCCCGGUGGUCGAUCAGUAAAAGCACAGUGUAUGUGUCUUUCCCCCUCACAAACCUGGACCUUGGACGCUACGGACCCAUCGACUGUGGUUCUGUUCUGUAUGACUUGUAUGCAAUAUGUAACCAUGCUGGGACCGUAAACAUGGGCCAUUACACAGCCUGCUGUUUAGACGACAAUGGUUGGUGCUUCUACAAUGACUCCAGUGUGACCCUGCUCACAGAGAACCAGCUUCAGACCAAUCAAGCUUAUGUGCUGUUCUACCAGCGCAGCAACAGCACCGCCGUCAGCAGGAAAUAG
This is a messenger RNA of Nematolebias whitei (Rio pearlfish), 1215 nucleotides long. RefSeq names its product ubiquitin specific peptidase 21 (gene usp21). The record is from RefSeq and is a predicted model, not a curated record. The transcript is spliced from 11 exons. Gene Ontology annotation, cellular component: cytoplasm. Gene Ontology annotation, molecular function: cysteine-type deubiquitinase activity. Lineage: Eukaryota; Metazoa; Chordata; Actinopteri; Cyprinodontiformes; Rivulidae. Gene Ontology annotation, biological process: protein deubiquitination. The coding region runs from base 1 to 1215 and encodes 404 amino acids.